GUCACAGAGCGGUUAUACAAUCUGUGCCCUGACUUGAGCCUGCCAGAACUAAACCUUACCAUGUUCUGCCUUUAAGGGCUGCUUCACAACAAGCUGCCAGAAUGAUGAAAACCAAAUUCUCGAGGAGGAAGGACUUCAAUCUCCCGAAAAUAAAUCAUGUGUGAAAGGAAGCCACAGUGAGAAAAUGGCUUCUCGCAAGUCGGAGACUGGCACCAAGAUAAAUGUUACAAAAGCAGCAGAGGAAUCCAGUCCAGUGGAUGAUUAUGUCACACCUGGGGGCUAUGAGCUGGAGAAAAUCCUCAACCGUGGGAGUGUGGCUUACACUCAUGUCAACGAGGUCUGGCCUAACGUCUAUGUUGGGGACGAGCAGACUGCAAAGGACAAGUUUAACCUUAAGAGGUUGGGGAUUACGCACGUCUUGAACGCAGCGGAGGGGACGUGGAACAAUGUGGACACUGGACCCGGUUACUAUAGCGACAUGGACAUCAUCUACUAUGGGGUGGUGGCAGAAGACGUCCCAGCCUUUGACCUCAGCCAGUAUUUCUUCUCUGCUGCUGGGUUCAUUCAGGAGACACUGAAGAAUCCUGACAAUAAACUGCUGGUGCACUGCGUGAUGGGAAGGAGUCGCUCUGCCACACUGUUCCUCGCCUACCUCAUGAUCUGUGAGAACAUGACGGUGGUCGACGCCAUUGAACACGUGAAGAAACGUAGACGCAUCAUCCCGAACUGGGGCUUCCUGAAACAGCUGAGAGAGCUGGACCAGAAGCUCCAGGACAAAGGGAAGGACUCGACAGAAGACAGCUGACUGCUCUGUCGGUUUGCUGUUCGAGUCAAGUUAAUGGAGACAAGUUCAAGUCAAGUCUCAAGUAACGCCAGACAAGUCAUGCAUCCAGUCAUUUCACACAAGUCCAAGUCAAUCUCCAAGUAAUUCAAAACUAGUCAAAGUCAAACCUUGAGCCAUUUUAGAGAAGUUCAAGUCAAUGGUCAAAUCAUUGGAGACAAGUCAAAUUUAAGCCUCUCAUCACUUUAGAAAAGUCCAAGUCAAGCCUCAACAAAUUGCAAAUCAAGACACAAGUCGCUAGGUGCUUACUUGACAAUUCGACGUUAUAUGAGACAAGCCCAAGUCAUGCCUCAAGUCAUUUAAGGAAAAGUCCAAGAGAAGCUUCAAGCCAUUCAAGACAAGUCUACAACAAAAGUUCCAAGCCAAAAUAAGCAAAUUACAAAUCAAGACACCAGUCUUUCAUGUCUCUGCAUGCUUACAUGACAAUUUGAGACAAGCCUGAAUCAUGCCUCAAGUCAUUUAAGGAAAAGACAAGCCCCAAGUCAUUUGAGACAAGUCCAAGUCACAUCUCAAGCAAUGUGAGACACAUCCAAGUUAAAUCUCACGUCAUUCAAGUUCACACCUGUAAAGUUUUAAUGCAAAAAGCCUAAUAAUUAAAUAUUCACUGUCUGUGCAUGCCAAUGCAAUGACCAUCUGUUGUUGUCCAUUUGAUUUUGCUGUUCUGGGAUUUUACUAGGUAAAACCUUGAGACGUCAGUGUUUUUGAUGUGAAGCUUCAGUGAAAUCUCAGUAAAUCAAGUCUCAGAGCCGUCAAGUUGAAGUCAAGUUUCCUUUUUUCAAACGUGUACUUUUUAUUUUUAAAUACUUUUCUGCAGAGAAAACAGCUGCCUGGAUUAAAAGAAACCUUCAAAAUCUGUCAGUGGAUUGUGCAACAUGCCUCAGGGUAGCAAAUGUUUCAAAUUAAAGGAGAACAAUCAA
Molecule: messenger RNA, 1758 nt
Organism: Amphiprion ocellaris (clown anemonefish)
Lineage: Eukaryota; Metazoa; Chordata; Actinopteri; Pomacentridae
Product: dual specificity phosphatase 29-like
Exons: 4
Coding region: 185-805 (206 amino acids)
Biological process (GO): protein dephosphorylation; negative regulation of MAPK cascade
Cellular component (GO): cytoplasm
Molecular function (GO): MAP kinase phosphatase activity; protein tyrosine/serine/threonine phosphatase activity
Source: RefSeq, a predicted model, not a curated record